Molecule: messenger RNA, 264 nt
Organism: Neurospora tetrasperma FGSC 2508
Lineage: Eukaryota; Fungi; Ascomycota; Sordariomycetes; Sordariales; Sordariaceae
Exons: 1
Coding region: 28-186 (52 amino acids)
Source: RefSeq, a predicted model, not a curated record
UUCUGCCGAGUUGGAUAUGAUGGAAUAAUGGUAUGGGAGAGAAACGUCUGGGGUUUUGUUUUUGUUUCUGCUUGUUGUGAAGGAGGAUAUGAAUGGGUUGUUCGCGCUGCUUUGAAUAUUGUGGCGAGUGUUGAUAAUUGUAAUGGCAGAAAGAGGAGGAGAAUGAGGACGAAAGGGAACGACUAGAUCAGAUAAUCAGGUAAUCUUUCUAAAACAUAAAAGAUGAACCAAGAUUCAAGUGCUUCGUUUGAACGUGACUUUGCU